AUGGCAUGCUCACUGGAGGUCUGGUUGCCUCAUCUGGACUUCCCUGUGCAGCAGUGCUCUCUGGUGGUGAACAUGAAGCUGGCACACCUUCUCUCAUUGCCAACCCAGCUGAGGCUGGGGCCAGUCAGGAAGAAGGGUGCCCAGGGCUCUGAUCUGCUGCCUGGGAUCCCACACCAGGAGAGGCUGUUGAGGGCACAGGUUGUAGCAGUGCUGAACCAGGUUCCCUUCCAGCCACUCACCUUCUAUAAUCACCCUUUAGGACGCGAGAAUAUUAAAGGAUAUGAUAUAAUGGCAUAUUCCUGGUGGAGGUUUCUGAAUGACUCUGCUGCACCCCCACACUGGCUUGUGCAAUUCCCAAUGGUCAAGGCCACAGUGAGAGCUAUGGACACAGUUACAGACUACAUAAGGAAAACAUUUCAUAAAAACAUCACGCAGUUCACACUGACAGGUGUUUCCAUGGGCGGCUGGGUCAGUUGGCUGACUGCAGCCGUUGACAGUAGGGUUGCUGCAAUUAUUCCCAUUGGAAUGGAUUUUAUGAACUUCACCGAGAAUUUCCACCACCAAUACCGAGCAUAUUGUGGCUGGUCAUAUAUGUUGAGACCCUUCUAUGAGCUGAAUAUAACUUGCAAGUUGGACACCACCCGUUUCAGUGACCUGGCUUUGCAAGUGGACCCAGUGGCAUACAAUGAGCGGUAUAAAAACAUAUCCAAGUACAUAAUCGUGGCAUCAGGAGACGAGUUCUUCCAUCCUGACAACUCAUAUUAUUACUUUCCCCAGCUAGAAGGCGAAAAAUAUCUCAAGUGA
Molecule: messenger RNA, 804 nt
Organism: Eublepharis macularius
Lineage: Eukaryota; Metazoa; Chordata; Lepidosauria; Squamata; Eublepharidae
Product: autocrine proliferation repressor protein A-like
Exons: 7
Coding region: 1-804 (267 amino acids)
Source: RefSeq, a predicted model, not a curated record